Molecule: messenger RNA, 1629 nt
Organism: Ahaetulla prasina
Lineage: Eukaryota; Metazoa; Chordata; Lepidosauria; Squamata; Colubridae
Gene: SSU72
Product: SSU72 homolog, RNA polymerase II CTD phosphatase
Exons: 5
Coding region: 387-977 (196 amino acids)
Biological process (GO): termination of RNA polymerase II transcription
Cellular component (GO): mRNA cleavage and polyadenylation specificity factor complex; nucleus
Molecular function (GO): RNA polymerase II CTD heptapeptide repeat phosphatase activity
Source: RefSeq, a predicted model, not a curated record
UUAGGUAAUUAUAUUGAUUAGAAUUAGGUAGCCCUUAUUGCUUUAGGAGGGACUCAGUGGCUAAGACGCUGAGCUUGCCGAUCGAAAGGUCGGCCAUUCAGGGGUUCGAAUCCCUAGCGCUGCAUAACGGGGUGAACGGCCAUGACUUGUCUCAGCUUCUGCCAACCUAGCAGUUCGAAAGCAGGUAAAAAACCGCAAGUAGAAAAAUAGGGACCACCUUUGGUGGGAAGGGAACAGCAUUCCGUGGGCCUUUGGCAUUGAGUCAUGCUGGCCACAUGACCACGGAGAUGUCUCCGGACAGCGCUGGCUCUUCGGCUUUGAAACGGCGAUGAGCACCGCCCCCUAGAGUCGGCAACGACUAGCACGUAUGUGUGAGGUGUACAUAGAUGCCCCCCCUCCUAUCUGCCCCACAACAACAACCCUAUCAGGUAGCCAAGCUGGAAGAGUUCCCUGGCCUGAAGUCAUCCAUUAGCAAACGUGGUUUCAGCGUCCGAUCGUUUGGUACCGGGACUCAUGUCAAGCUACCAGGACCUGCCCCAGACAAGCCCAACGUUUACGAUUUCAAAACGACAUACGAUCAGAUGUACAGUGACCUGCUUAAGAAAGACAAAGAACUCUAUACACAGAACGGGAUUUUACACAUGUUGGACCGAAACAAACGGAUCAAGCCCCGCCCGGAAAGGUUCCAGAAUUGCAAAGACGUCUUCGAUUUGAUCUUGACGUGCGAAGAAAGAGUUUAUGAUCAAGUGGUAGAAGAUUUAAAUUCUAGAGAACAGGAAACAUGUCAGCCUGUACAUGUAAUAAAUGUGGACAUUCAAGAUAAUCACGAAGAGGCAACUCUGGGCGCCUUCCUUAUCUGCGAGCUGUGCCAGUGUAUACAGCACACGGAAGACAUGGAAAACGAGAUAGAUGAGCUAUUACAAGAAUUCGAAGAGAAAAGUGGGAGGACUUUUCUGCACACAGUGUGUUUUUAUUAAAAAAAAAAAAACCCACCAAUUCAGACAAACGAACCCAUCUCCUCCAGGCCUUACUGCAGACAAAAGAGGCAUGUUUAGUUUUGACCCGACAGGACUUUUUUUUUUUUUUUUCCUCUCCUCCUUUUGGAAGUCGAACAUCCAACCCAGCUCACUUUCUCGUUGCUGUUUUAAUUUCCUUCGGCCCACUGUAUAUUUUUUUUAAAAUUUUAUUGAUAUUAUUAUUAUUAUUAUUAUUAUUUGCAGUGCAAGGGAGGGGGUUUCUGCCGAGAAAAACGGAGGGGGGGAAAAGAAAAAAGGAAAAAGAAAAAAAAAGAACGAGCCUCCCUUGAGCCUGGUUUAUUUAAGAGACUGAAAAAGAUCAAAGAUUCGUUUUAAUCCCCUCUCUCCCCUGCCCCUGUUCCCUUCCACCCUGGCUACCUUACUUGAAUGGUUAUAAGUAGGGUUUUAAUUAUACAAAGAAUGUUUUCACAAAAGAUAUCAUUUCUAUGUGCCAGUAUAAAAUCUUAAUGUUAUUUCGGUUGGUCGCUUUAUUGGGGGGGUGGGAAAUGAACUGAACGGCUGGAAUAUGGGAAAGAUUUGACUGGAGCCAGUGCAUAUCUUGUAUAAUAGUAGCAAUGAAGUUGGAAUCCUCUAAUAAAUGCAAAUCACAAUC